AUCCUGCCACUCACCGAUCAGAGACACACCAGGAUUCAAGCUAAGAAAGCCAGGGGACCGCUCGCAAGAUGGUGUCGUUCAAGCAGGAGCACUCAGCAGACAAGAGGAAAUCGGAAGCGGAGCGGAUCCGUGCCAAGUACCCGGACAGGAUUCCAGUGAUUUGCGAAAAGGCAGACCGCAGCGACAUCCCGGACAUCGACAAGAAGAAGUACUUGGUGCCCGCAGACCUUAGCACUGGCCAGUUCAUCUACGUGAUCCGCAAGAGGAUCAAGCUGGACCCCGAGAAGGCCAUCUUCAUCUUCGUCAACGAUACCAUACCACAGACCUCUGCACUAAUGUCUCAGGUAUACGAACACCAGAAGGACGAGGAUGGCUUCUUGUACAUCACCUACAGCGGAGAAAACACGUUUGGGUAAAACGAAAGGCCAGCCGGUUGCCGGCUAGCGAGCGACCGGGCUGCUGUACAAAAAGAGGGCACUUUUAAAAUUCCGAGGCAAAAAAAAAAAUGAACAAAAGCGUCACGGAAAAAGGACCGGAUCGAUAGGAACGUUGUGAUGGUCGAGAUUUUAUGCAUAGCUCGUCUUGUUUUGAUCUGCGUACUGGCCGGGUUUUGGGGGGAAUGUCGGCGGGGGGAUGGAGGUAGGGUGGUGGGGCCUCGAGCCAAGCCACUUCACAUGUCUACCUACGCAAGCGGAGCACAGAUGCCCAUCGUGUAGGCGAAGUGUUGGUCCAGGUGCACGGAUGUAAGGAUGUCGGGGAGAGCACGAACCUGUUUCGGUUGGAUUGGAGAUUUCGGAGACUUCGGAUGCUGCAGAGGUACUCGAGGAGGAGGAGGAGGAGGAAGCUAGUGUGUUUGGCGUAGCAGCAGCAGCAGCAGCAGUUGGGUCGCGGUGUUUUGGGCUGUGAGGCUGAUUUUGCCCGGAAGGAACCGGCCGGAUCUCUCGGGGGUGCUAACAACCGACCGGCCCGCUUGAUUGUCUCCGUCCUUGUCGUGGACGAUGGUGGGUGUUCGUGAGUCGGAGUCGACGGGGCCACGCGUACACGAUGCUACCGCCAGGUCUGGCAUGGAUUUUCGGGAAGCACAUUACAACUACCAUUAUAGAAGGUUGGGCGGCGCAGCUGCUGCAGAAAGCCAUAAGCGUGAUGACCUUCCAAGAGCAGCAGCUUGAGGGGGGUGAGUGAUUGGUGAUUGGUUGGUUGCAAGAGGAUCGUGUUCGCUGGCCGCAGCCCGCGGAACGAAACCAGAUGCCGACGGGAUGGGUAUUCCUGGGGGGGAGGGGGGGUGAACAGCAGUAAGCAGCGAUUUGGAUGGUGAUGGUUGUUUAGCGAGGCGUCUCCUGGGUUGGCGCGUGUCUGGGCGGGUGGUCACUCGUUUGUUGUUUCGGCUGCGAGAGAAAGAGCCGCUCUGCUGGCUCUUGGGUUCUACCGGUGCCUUGGACCGUCCGGGGCGGGGCGCUCCUGUGCCCUGCUUAGCUCUUUCGUGCGUACGAUGGCGUUAUCGCGGACGAACACGUCGGUAGGGCCUGCGUUAGCUGGCUGCCCCUGACGGGCGGGGGGCGUUGGUAGGCUCGCCGUAAAGGAAGUUCAACCGUAUCUCGUAACACGCGUUGCCUGGUUCGUUGUCGUGGCCGUAAGGAAAGAGAUGGUUCAACCGCAGUACAUAAAAAAACGAAAAUGCUUGG
Ectocarpus siliculosus is the source of this 1682-nucleotide messenger RNA. NCBI's taxonomy places the organism in Eukaryota, Phaeophyceae, Ectocarpales, Ectocarpaceae. The record is from the annotation of a GenBank genome assembly.